AUGGUGAUGCUAGCGGAUUACACCAUGUACGUCGUUCUGGUUACAACUGGUCCGGCAUUCUCAUCCGACUUCGGUACCAAAGGGCGAAAAGAUCAAUACCUGAACGCCAUCCCCGAAUUCGGUAGGGCUCCUGAGGACAAAAUACAACCAAAGAUUGAGGGGAACUCUUCAAUGGCAAGUCUGGCACGUUCUUUGCUGGCUCUGUCUAACCCACUGAAAGACAUCGCCUUUGAUGUUGACGCCUCCGUAUGUAGACCCAAGGCUUCACCUCCGAGUACCUUGCAUAACGGAUUAAUUGGUGCUGCGAUUAUUGGCAUGUUGACAACAAUAAUAUUCCAGGUGAGAAACAGGUUGAUCUUCUAGCUAAUUCUCCAAACAAGGAAGUCCAAUAGGUGGUGUACGUUAAUGAAAAAUUCCUAAUCAAUGGAACAUAACACAAAUGCAAAGAAACUGACAAUUAACAAUUACAACCUUUAGGUAAAUAAGAGUGCUAAAAGUGUUAAAAUUAAGAUUAUUUUGGUUAGAAGUGACUGUAUUCUUAAAAAGACACGAAUGAUGGAGGCGCAAGGAUGCCUGUCAAAUGCGAAAACUCACUUCUUACAAGUACAUAAAUCCUAUUCGCGGUAAAAAUUGCUUAAAUUACACAGCCCAAACAGCAAAAUUUGAACAGGCUCUUUGCAUGCUCCCCAUGUACAUAUCCUUCGAGAACUAAUGUAACAUGAGGUGUGACAACAAGUUUAUUACCAAAUGUAUGACUGUGUUCUGGAAUGGAACAACAAGAAGUUGCUGUACCUUCCCUUAUUCACAUUAUUCAGGAUGCGAUGGACUAAGGCAAGGAUGACAGGAAAUUCGCACAAACAAGAUAUCUUAAUGCCACAUGUCAAAAGGCUGGUCAUUGGCUCUGCGACUGAAAUGAAAUUAACAGAUGUCAUCACAAGCAUGACCUAUUCUGUCUAUCAGGAUUGCCUUUUCCGGCAGAAGUACCGUUUUUGUUAUGGAAAGGACAAAAUACGUUGUGUCUCAGGAUGUCCUUGAAGUGUCAACGAGUAUUUUAUUACUUUAACUGUCUUAGUCAACUACACGAAGCACAGAUCACGUGGUUUGUGUUCAUUAAAAUCUUUAAAUCAAGACGAUUCUUAAGGACAGUAAUUUGAGUACGGAGUUAUUGAGCGUUCCCUUUUUAUAUUUGCGUUUCACCAAAAUUGUAAGUUUAUCACCGAGAAAAUGAGUGAUUACAGAAAAGCACGCAAUAAACAUGCUUUUGACCAGAUGAAAGCCGUUGUUAACAACUUAUUUCUUUAAGAAAUUUAUCAAUAAGGUAUUUCAGGGACAGAUGUCCAAAUACCAAUUUUACAUCGUAAUAUGAAGGAACGUGGGGCGGUUAACCAGCAUAUCUAUUCUUCCAAUAAAAACUUUAACUUUUUUGUAUUGGCAUCAUAUUUCGCCAUCCUAGGUUGCAUUUUGGCUUCGGCUUUCGGUUCAGAAGGCACGGCAGAGUGGUCACAUAAGUACUAAAGAACUGCUUGAAUUCUCAAUGCCCUGCUUUUCAGCUGUUAAAUUGCGUUUCAAAGGAAAUUAAAAAGCACAAAAGCGCCUUGGCACUUCUUUCGAUAAAAUAUCUGGGAGGCGUUAUAAAGUGCACAGCGUUUAAGAUGUCCAAGAUUAAUCAUACAGACUGCAGUCCUCACAUUUCACAAGACAUGCCAUCCAAUACAUGAGAAGGGAAAGUUAGUCGUCUGAGAAAAUCCCCAAAAAUUGUUUUAUUAUUGCUUCUUUUGUUGUUUAAAAAGCCGGUUUUUUGUAGUGACACUUUUCAGAAACCAUAUAGGUUAUUAUUUAGUAGUAGUCAGAAGGCAGGGGUAUUUCUUGGAGAGCUCUUAUACCUCGUUUACUAUGCAGUUACUGGUGUGCCCUCAUCCGGAAAAUUAAGAGCAACGCGCGGUUAUAUACCUUAGUAUGUUGUUUUAAUGAUGUCGGUUCCAUGGUUUCUACCAAACAUUGAACGGUUUUAUGAGGAAUCUUGAUAUGCAGACCAAACAUGCGUAGCACCUAGUUCAUAUUUAUUCCAUAGGUUGUGAAGUACAUACAAGACCCUUUAAUUAUGUCGUUUGUAGUUUGUUGCGAGAAAUAAUAAAGGAAGAAAUUAUGAUAGCGGAGAUAUGUCUGCAAGCACAUUUGUAAAGUCCAGGCAUUCGAAACGUACGGGCGGUUGAUGGUUGUUUGAAACGGGGCCAACGUAAGGAAAUCAAGUACGAUAGGCUGUAAGUGUCAUAAGGUCAACAAUCGCAGUGGCUCUUAAAGCAUUAGGGCUGCAUUCAUAAAAAGAGGGCAUAAGUGAGAUUUCAGCAGGGAUAUUAUCUCCCUACUCUAACAGAGUUGUUUAUGACCUCGUUUUCACUCUCUCUCGCGCAACCCGGCUUUUUCGCUUUCAAAGUAACACCGACGGACUCUAUGCGAAGUGUCCUGUCGAUAACAGAAAGCAAAAUCGCAACUAGCGCGAACGAGAGAGGAAGGGCAAACAAAACCAGCCGACAUUAAAAAUCGCUCGCACUUCGGUUCUGUCGAUGCGUUUUGAGUUUUACAGAUGUAAAACGCCUAGUGAACUAAGGAUCGCCAAUGAGACAGGAAAGAUAAGUACAGAAGUGUGAUCUACCACAGACCAGCCUAAUCUUCAGUUGUCGAAACUCACCGAGAAUAUUUUCCAUCAACAUAAAACAUGGUCCUUAAACUUAGCUUUUGUUAACAUUUGUCCUAAAACGUUCAAUUUAGGUAUCUUUUACACCAAUAAUCGUGGCAUAGUAGCUGACAUUAUAGUACUCUCGUAUGGUAUGGACAAGUGAAAAGCCAUAAUAGCGGCAGCAUUGAAUCUUCCAAAAUCGCUCACAAAGUAAAAAGUUGGAAUAUAAGUGUCCUCGCAAGUGAAUAUUUGCAUAUGCUGUCUGAAGUUUUAAACUAAAAAUAAAAACGAAAUUUAUGAAAGCUUGAUCUUGCCUUCUAAAUGAUAAACGUUUCACAGUAGCCGACUUCACAAAACUGUUAGUGAGUUAAACGCAAACAUAGCUGUAUGUGAGCAAUUUAUUAGCUCCCUGACAGGCAGUGCGGUGAGUCGAAAGAGUAGGCUCUCGAGUUUCAGUAUCUUUGACCAAUGUUUGACUUUCUUGUCUGCAAGUACAUCCUCAUCACAUAUUCACGUAGAACUUAGAGCAAGCACCAAAUCGCUCGGAAGUCAUCAACUGAUAUUCUCAAACUACUGGGAAUAGAGAUUUCUUGCAGUUCAGAUACAAAUAUUCACGCCGACUAAUAAGAACUACAGAUCUGAUGGUACAAAAAUAUAAAUUAGACUUUGGUUUCUCGACCUGUAGCAUUUGUAGGCAAAACAACUAUGUGGAAAAGCUAAAAGGUUACGCCAAGCACAAAUAGUCCAACCAGCACCACCAGUAAAGCAGAAUUACAUGCUCGGACCCAUACAAGACGGACUGGUCAUAUCUUCAAGUCAACUUAGACCAAACUCAUCACAUGUGCUGACAUGUUUCUGGGAUACGAUUUGUUUGUGACAGUAUUCUUUAACUGAAGCUGGCCAAAGAUCUAACGAUUUCCCAAUCCUAACACCGGUAGGUCCAUUAGUCUCAGAAGAGAUGCGAAGGUGUGAUCUACUCAUGGAGACGACAGUAAGUAGCAAAUUUGCCAAGAAGUAAGUGCGCCAUUUACUGAGAUUGGCAAGGAAGGCUCGCAAAGGUUUUCCCUGGUUUGGCUGACUAGUCAACUUUCGCGUCAGCAAGACCAUCGUGCAAUGUGGGCGCAACCAACAAAUGCUGCGUCCUCUGAUUCUGUUUGUAUUGAUAUGACCGGAUAUGAAAUCUCCAGCAUUAGGUUAAUAAAUUUUCUUUGCUGGCUAUCUAGCCUUUUUAUCAGCUAUGAACGUAAUUCUUCUAGGGCGUAUUCUGCUUGUUCCUGUACUAAUGAGAACUAGAAAUGGAAUUACGAUAGACAGUAAUGCUCCUACGAAAAAGGCUUCCAUCGUAUAAACCGGCAUAAAUGCAAAAAAAUACAGUAGCUAUAUUCACUCCAAUUCCAGUUUUAAAAAGAAAGGCUUGAAUGACUUAUGAAAUACAAGCUGUGAAAGGCAGAAAGACUGCUUCAGAAAUAAACAAAUCACUAAAGAGGUUCGGAGGGUCGAGAUUAAGACAGCAAGAAGGUGAAGCUAUUUGGUUUUGUGCAUUUUGGAUGUUUUAAAUAUGUCUUGUUCCAAAAGAGGUCGCUAGUGCUCCUUUCAGAUGCUGCGAAGAACCGCCAAUCGAAGACGGACUCCAGUGAUGUCUGUUGUGGUUUAAAAGAAAUGAACCUAACAGGACUUAUAGAGGACAAGUAUUUUAGACGUUUCAAAAGGUGCCACACUUAAUCUGCUUCUUUUGUCAGCGAAGUAAUGAGUUUAUUACGAAUGUAUGAGUUCGUCCGUAGCAAUAAUGUUUUUUCCACAACCGGACGAAAAGUGACUUUUAUUUGCAGACGAUUCCGUAGAAAGUACCAUUUUAUACAAGUAAAAACACACUACUUUGCUAUGCACUGCCUACUCCCAACUCUCCUGUUGCGGAUAUUUUGUUAUAGAUUUUACCACAGGCUUCCCUACCUCUGACACGAAAUUUGUAUUAUUUUCAUUCUGGAUGCUUCCAAAACCAGAGAAGCCUCAUCUCAAAAUUACUACAAUUACGAUAAAUAAUACCUUCUAUUUAAUCGAAACGCCAAAUCAAUACACAGAAGUUAAAGGUUAUCAAGAAGGCCUUUACGGGAUUCUGAUUCUAGGAAACAAAAAUUCAGAUGAUCUUAAAUAACCAUUAGUUUACGCCAUGUUUCUGGGUGUCAAUAAUUACUAUCGCAAUUGUACUCCCAUUUGAAUCCUUCAGUAAGUUUGUAGAAAUGACUAUUUUUCCCAAUUACUUUAAACUACACUCUAAAGCCUCGGACACUCAAGCAGCUACCGUUUACUAGGUUCCAAAAGUGUUUUUUUGAUAGCCCACUUAAAGCAAAAUCAAUAUAUUUAAAAAAUAAUGCGUCGACUUGUGUUAAAGUCUCUGAGAUAAGCUUCACCUUCAGCAUAUGCCCUCAGGUUUGCGGAAUAAUUACACAAUAUUUGCCGUCUGCUAACUGGUAGUCCGUGAUAUAUAAAUAAAUAGUUAAUACAAUUUGCGGUAAGAUCACAGUCGGUAGCCGGACACUACGGUAAUACUGUCGGCGUACGUACUUGUUAUGAGUAGGUGUGCUUACCUAGUCUAGGGAACCUGUUAUCAAAGGGUGGGCUCUUACUGAGUUAGGUAGGUCGCCCGUUUCGGUCAGGCUGUUGGGUUUAGUGAGGGUCAGGGUUAGGCUGAGGUUAAGUUUUAGAAUUAGGGUUGGCGUUUUAGGGUCAGGUUUCAGUGUUAGGGUUAGGAAUUAAGUUUCCGUUAGGGUUACGGUUAAGUUUGGGGUUAGGCUUAGGGUUAGGGUUAGCAUUAAGGUUAGGGUUAUGGUUAAGGUUAGAGUAAGGGUCAAGCUUAGGAUUACGGUUAGGAUUAUGACUAGGUUUUGAGUAAGCGUGUGGUUUUAGGAUUUUGGUUACGUUUCGCUUUUGAGGCUAAGGGUUAGUCUUUACGUUUGCGGUCAGGGUUGGAUUUUAGGUUUAAACGUAGGCUUUAAAUUUCUGCCAUUAUUCCACCUACUUAGAACUUCCCAUCACUUUCUCUGGUAACUUUACUUUUACCUAGAAUCUCCAGCAUUCCUUUACCAGCCCUUUCAUUUACUCCACACAUAUAACCCCCUUUCCCACCAUCCCCGUACGACAGGGACCUGGCUGUCCGCCUCCCCAUUCCUGGCUGCCAACUGCGAUCUAACCCAGUUAGCUAUUUAGUUGCUUCUGAGAGUUUAUGCACUGGCAUAAUGCAUCCGUGUGUUGGCCACAUUGUAACGUGAAGUGCUUGUAAGCCAAAAAUUACAAGCUGAGCGGCGAUAACCCGCUAAUACUCCGACCAGGCUCGAUUAUGUUAUGCAGGGUAUAUGCUUUUGAGGUUCGUUGAAGAGAAAAAAACGUAAAACGGAAAGGUCAAUUUGAAAACCUAGUGGCCGUGCACUAAUCAGGUUUCAGUAGUGCAGAAGAGAGGACAGUAAACCAAAUCUUCAUCUGAUUUAAAUUAACAAAAUACAUAAAAAUCAAUAUCAACGUGGUUCUUAAUGAUCUUGUUACUUUUUAAUCAGAUGAUUCAUGGUUACUGAAUUUUAACCCAACCCGGCAUUUGAUCUGCUAUUGAAAAUAAACUUCUCGGGUUUGAUUUUUAAUUACAUUCCACCUAAAUGCCAAAAAGUCCACUUGUUUAAUUUAAUGAAGAGUAGUUAAAUCACUGUCCGUCUCUUCCUAGAGUACAUUUGAGUAAUGCAUCUAGCAAAAUUUGCAAAACUAGUAAGACUGCGCACUUAAGUGAUUAUUCACCGCUGAAAAAACGCGUUUAUGAAAUCACUUGACGUUCAUAUUUUAAAAAUUCGCAAGGCGAAGCGGAUUUUCUGCAGCACGCUGCAGAUGUCAAGUAAUAUCUUUAUUCAUACUGAGAAAAAACUGUACGUUGUUAUGCCUACGGUCUGCAAUAAUUGACGGGGGAACAUCGCGGGCGUUGAGAUGAGUUUACGAAUGACCGAGAAAACGAUUUUGGGAUACAUCUUUCAGCACAUGUUUGAAUUAUUGAACUCAAUGUAUAAGAAAGCAACAAAUACUUUUAGGAAAGCUGUCUUUUUAUCCGUUUUUAACCAUAGUGGCUUAAUUUGUGCUGGAUGACCUGUCUCAAGAAAUAUCAAUUGCUUAGGUAAAGUUUGUAAUAUUGACUUUCGUGCAGCAUAACCCCAUGAGAAUUCAACGACGCCAGAGUGUCCGAUUUUGAAUUAACUUAUUUCCGACACAUUGCAACAACCACUUGAUAAAAGAUGACUCGUUAUAAAUUAUGAAUUUUCCUAUUGACAUCCAAUGUCCUUACAAGUUUAAAUUUGUUUUAGAAAUCGCAUGCAUAAAAAUAUCUUUCGUGCAUUUAUUUGGUAGAAAAGUAUGUCGUCACCCAUGUUUUUGCUUGAGGACAGGAGAACUUUCGAUUUAAAAGGUUUAUUAUUAUGUGAUUGUCAAGACUGCAAUGUGGCAAUCAAUACAGCAUCAUAUCUGCCUGUUCAUCAUUGCUACGUACGAAGAAUCUAACUUAGCCCACAUUCAUCGCAAACCUUUACGAGUUCUGUUUGAUAUAUUUUUAAUUGCGUGCAGAAGUGCACGAGUUCCCUUGCACUGAAAGUACACAGCUUGUAAUUUGGAAGAGUUUAGCGCAGGCGCAAGUUUAGGUCGGGUACAAGCUUAGUUGGGAAUUAAAAAGGUUUCAUAAGACCGAAAGAUUUCUUUUCUUAAAUUCUAAUGAUUGCAGAGAACGCAAUCUGCUACCAAAUGAGCACAAUGGAGAAUAUGUUUUUGCAUGUUGUCUAAACAAGAUAUUUAAUUCAAAUGGACAUAUGAAACCAAUGGAAAAGGUCCAUCCUAUUAGGGCAACGAUUUCCUACCGCGUAGGGUUUUCCAGCCUGCUGGAAUGAAGCGUAUUCAAAUCCAGAUUCAAUUAAGUUAUUAGGUCUCGCGGUCUACUAGUCAAGAGCUCGUGGCCUUUGUGCAUGUAUACAGCGCUGCAUGAUGCGUUACGACGGUCUAAAAUAGGUCAGUUUGGAUAGGUCAUAAGCAUCAUGAAAUGUCAAUCGAAUGUGCUAUAAUUGGGCAAGUGGAGGGAGGAGCCGUUAAACAGUCUAGAAACGUAGAUACGAGGUAUGCUGAAAAAUGGACCAAUGACCAAUCACGUGACAACGCCAAUCUUGAGAGGUCACAUGAUUUCGCAGGUGAUUGCGCGAACCUCUUGACGCUGUUUCAGAAUUACGCAUACAGCAAUAAAUAGAUAUUGCGCGCUAUCUAGCUCGCCGAUGUACUUUGAUCUCUCACUUGACAGGCAUGUUUUAAUAUUAUUGGCUCUGUGACUCGCUUUCCGGUUCCAAGUGAUUGGCUCUUUCUACACAUAGUCUGUCGAGACAUAGUGUUGCUUUUCAUCAGUGCAAAACUCUGUUGACCAAUAUAAGAUAAUCUCCAUGACCAAGUAGCCAGUUGGGCUUCUCCUACAGCCCGCCAUCCAAAUAUUACGUCACAAAUAUUGAACAGUAGCCACGAGUGUGUUGAUGCUGAAAAAUGCGUGCUUCAACAAAGACAUCUCUUUUUGCAUAUGUCUCACAGGCUGCGAAGGGUGGAUUGUUUAAGUCUGUAUUUACUACAUAAAAUGCAAUUUUACCCUAAACCCGACAACAAUUGUCCAUAUUGUCUAGGACUGACGAAUCCGUAAAACAGAUUCUUCAUUUAUCGUGAUUUACAGACGAAGAUAUGCAUACGUUUACCGAUGCUAUUCGAUGGCCUAAAUUUGACUCGGACAGUCAUUUCCCUUAUACAUGAUUUCUUGUUCCGUUUCUAUUUGACUUGGUGAAUUGAGUUCAUUGCUCUUCAGUCAUCGUUAAUUUCAGUGAGCUUUCCCGCUAGUUUGAUAGAAACAUAACUAUCUUUUCUCUAUUAAAACACACUUACUGUUAAAGACCCCGAACUUGAACAUUUUACUUAGAUUUCUGAAUCAGCUGUCCACCAAGAAAAAAUAGGUCGCCUCUAUUACCUUUAAUCUGACACGUAUGACUUUCUGGUGCUGUCAUAGCCAUUCCAUUAGUUAGAUUUCAGAAAAUAAGUUUUUACCAUAAUCUGGCCAGCCUUUAGUUACACCCACAACAUGAAUGCCUUAACUGCUAAUACUCCUUCGGGUCUGACUAGUUUUUAUUAAGUAUCGCCCGUCAUUGAUUAAGGAUACAUCUUUUUAAAUCGCUUGUUUUAUUUUAUCAGUUGAUCGGAAGUCUUUAAGUCAUCAACAGGCAAAAAAUGUGAAGCGCUAGACCGUCGCUUACUGAUCCGGCCAUAUUGCGGAAAAUGCUCGCCCCCUUGUGUCUUGGAGGCCCUACAGUCAGUCACAUAGGGACAGGGAAUAAAUAAGGCAAAGAAAUUAGAAACAUGGAUGGGUAUUUUCGACUUAUCAACGGUCGAUGAAAAGCCAUAACCCAACCUCAUGUUUUUUAUAUUGAUGUUUCGAACCCAGGCGACGGUUAGUAUAAAAAAGUCUGUCGCAGAUUUUUUUGGCCGCGCUUAUUCCACACUUUUGAUAAUGCCUGAACAGCGUCCUCUAAGAAUCUAAAUUCUAACACUUUUAUUAGUCCUAACUGGCUUAUUAGAACCUCAGUGAGGAUGUUUAAGAGAUCAGCUUGAGGCGAAGUUAGGUAUUUAAUUAAUCAUCAACACUUGUGUUACAUUAUUAAAAGAUAAAGUGAAAUUCUCAGUGGCAUGAAGCCCACAGACAGGGCAUGGAGUAUUCGUCCACGUCACCAGACAAUGGUACCAGGGAAAGAAAGGAAUCUUCUGCAUUGGCCAAAUAAUAUGUUUUACCUCUCAAAAAGGGCUUAAUGAUAAGUACAUAUCAGAAGGAAUUCUCUCAAUCCAUAAAGCUAGCUUUUUCAUUUUAUUUAUCCAAUGAUUCAUCUUCUAAUAAAUUUCCCAGAAUGACACAUGACCAAACGACCCAUCUAAAGCAAAGCGGUCGUUUUGGAAGCCAGUGGGUGCUUCUGCGGAAUUUCCUCUGAGAUUGGGGAUUUAAAGUUAUUGGUUAGACACGGCAGGAUAUAAACCUUGUAAAAAUAAAGCAUAUUGUAGACUUUUCUUUGCUUAGCCUCAGAAAAUUAAAGAUUUAAAUUUAGGCGGUUGAUGAUUAGUCAGUAUUGGAAGUGCAGACUUUUGUACCGUUUCCAGUCCGCAAACAUUGUUCGUAAAUUUAGAUGAAUUUGGUUCGAAUCCCGGCUAACAUUCACGAUUGAUAAUUUCCAGGCUUGUCAUACCGGUUUUCCACGAGUGGGUGUGAGGUUGGAAAGGCUGUGGUCUGAAAAGGACGCAAGGGUUUGCAGGGGGAUGAUAUAAAGGGGGUGGGGCAGGGGGAGUAGCGUUUUAAGCGUCACUAGCCCCAAUGGGAAGGCAGUCAGGUGAGAUACCAAAUGGGAACGGCUUUUAGUUUGUAAACUGCGCAAAUGCAUUUUAGUUCUGGUGGAGUAUUUGCAGCUAAUAGUGAAGUUUCUUCAGCAGGCAGAUUGGUUCAGGUGAACUGCUGUUUUUGUCUCGAAUUUAUGUCGAUAGAAAGUCAACACCACUAAGUGAGAGUACUCAAGAAUCGUUUGGUCGCAAGUGGGCUUUGAAGGACUUUACCGAAGUCGCAAAACGUUAGUACUCCUUUAGGAUUUAUGGAUAUUAUUCCUCUUUUCAAAUAAACACGAUGUUUGUUUGUUUUUAGGCCUUCCAGACUAUGCUUUUAGAUCAGACUUUCAAGCAAAAAUCAUACAAAAUUUAAUUUUUUGACGGAAUUUGUCUCUCUAAACCCCCGAUUAAGAAACAACUAUACAAUGUCAUGACAUUUCUGUCACUAUUCCAACUCGUUUUCUUGCUAGCGUCCCCAAGAAAUCUGUAAAUAUUUUUUAUAAUAUCAUGCAAAUUUGCCGGUAAUGUACACACCUUUCUGAUCAAAUUAUUUUAAACGGAAAUUUUGUGCUGACUGUUCAACGUCUGAAAGUAUGAAAUAACCCUACACCUCAACAAUGUGGAAUGUACGACUAACUGGCCCACUACAUCACCUAGACGAUAUUCUUGCGAAGAACUUGACUGGAUUUUGGCAUGUUUUUUCUUACUAAUUCAUACCGCAGUAUGCUUGGAAAGUAGGAAAAGAAAACAAGUUUGGAAUCCCUCCUUCACGCGUGCAUUCCUGGAUGCCAGUCGUCGGUCAUCUUUCUACCUCUACAUGUCUUAGAAUGCUGACAUGUUGCGAAGGGAUAUAAAAGAGUUUCUUCAGGUUGGUUUUCGUUAACCGCAACGCUAGUUAAGUCUGUCAUAAGAAGUGUACAAUAUAAUUAUAUUUGCAUCCACAGAAUGCGAUUCCUGACUCACAAUGAACUGCGGGACGUAGAUUUUCUCGCUUAUAAUCUUCCAGUUUCCAGUGAACAAAGCAUUGACCCAUGACUCAGCUAGUAGCGUUUUGAUUCGUUGAUCAACUGGAGAUGGUCCGAACGGUGGCGUCUGCGGUUCGGGGAGUUUGUCGACUGAAAUCGACAGAUAAGUCAGAAAUGCUAGUUUCAAACUCCUCAGAGGCUGUCGGAACGGCAUUUAACAUUCUUGCUUGUACGGGCUGGCAAGCGAUGCUUAUACGGUAUAGAAAGCGUUCUCCCUGUGACGGAAAUUCAACCUUUUGUUUAUACAAACACAGGUAUCACAAACUUUAUGGCCAUAGUGCAUUCUGAACGAACUGUUGGGGGAACGUGACGGGUAGCGGUCAUCUCAACUGCAAUGCAUAAAGUUAUGCAAUCUCAAAAAAGAAAUGUCUUUUCUAAAAUGAAACAAAGUAGUCUUCCUGGUCUUACUUAAUUUAUAUUAGCGCUUAUACCUAUAAUGAUUUUUGAACAUAAGAAAAUUAUUUAAAAAUACCAUUAAAACUUUUUGUCACGGGGAACAAAACAGAAUGGCGACAAAAACUAAACCGAAAGAUUAACCUAAUACACACGGCAUGGCUGGCAAAGGCGUCUGUUAGCCGGUCAGCCUUUGCGUAAUCGACCAGUAGUGAUAUCCUCGCUCACGCAUGCAGCCAUACCAGUGGUUGGCCGAGCCCGCGGGGGCUAUCGGCAAUCCGCGACCACCCUUUCAAAGUUCAGGGUAUUCUAAGGUCGUUAGCAUUCAAUAAGGGCGAGUUAUGAGGCGUUUAAUGUCGUUUUGUGGGGGUUAGUAGGAUAAAAAGGUUGCUUCUGGACUUCGCCUUUCUCGCUCUAUUUUACCUCCCCUUUCUCUGUUGACAUUACAAUUUGACAGCUUGCACUGCCAGAAAAGUACAUGCAUGAAUACCAAAUCAUGUAACUUAAAGUUUAUCGAGGUCUGUUGCUGAAGGUAACAUCUUGGAUCGAAUUGGACUACUUUCAACCACAAUCGUCAUGCCGUCGACACUUUGCGCCUGCAUACGGAACAGGUUGGUAAGUUUAGAAGAUCAGGCAUCACUUAAGGCGUUGAGCAUUCUUUGGGCAAAGAGGCUGCUACGGCGCCUUACACCGCGUAAUUUCUUGUGAAAAUAUUUCACACAGACUUCUAUUCUUCCUACACUCACAGGUGUACGUCAUGCGAUUGAGGCAUGUGAUUCUCGGCUGGUAUUAUCCGCAAAGGGAAACCGAUCGGGCUGGCUGGCUGCGGGCCUAUAUUCGUAACUCGCGGGGUCUGUUUAGCAGACUUGUACACCGCUUUCGCACACGGGACCUCAACACCAAACGCGGACAAGCUCGUCUGCCCUUCUUUGAACGCUACCUUCUGACGCAUCCUGACACGCUUUGGCUACUCGGCUUUGUCGGCGUGGAACGCGUCUACUGCGUCUACUGUGGUGACUAUGGCAAACCUAACAAGAAAGUCGAGUUCGAGGAAAAAUUUAUUCAAUGCUCCGACUGUGGUGCCUACUACUGUUUGAGUUGCCAGGUCGAUCUGAAACAUAUUUGCAUGAAUUGUCGAAUACCAUUGAAAAUUCUCAAGGUAGAAGUUGAUUUGGAGAAAAUGAGUUCUGAGGAAGAACUGGAAUAUUUCUGCGGUAAGUACCUCAAACGCGCACCGCAUGAGAACUUUCGGGUGCCUCCGGAGGAGUUGGACUAUGAAACGAUGAUGAGGGAAUACGAAAAGAUGUGGAAGUCAUGGAGAGAGGCGAAUGCGGCUCGGAUGAACCAGCAGGAGGAUUUGAGCAGCGAGGGAAGUAGUGAAGAAAGCAAUACUGAGAUGGACGCACCAGGUUCAGUUAUUGAAGAUCGAUAUAUUGGUCAACCAGUUGAUGUAACCAAACCGUUCCCCAUCGCAAGCACACAUAAAGAAAUGCCAGACAAAGGCGUCGAAGCGCAAUCUGCGAAAACGAACAACGAUAUGCCUCCACGUGCGUUGCCUUUGCCCUCAUACAGUAAGGCAAUGACACCAAGUGGACAUUCAGUCAGUGAUCAAAACGUCCCAGCACAUGUAGAACUCGCAAACAUCUCGUUUCCCAUCACAAGCCCACAUACAGAAAUACCAGACAAGGGCAUCGAAGGGCAGUCUGGAAAAACGAACGAUAAUAUACGUCCACGUUCUUUGCAUUUGCCCUCCUACAGUAAAGCAAUGACACCAAGUGAGCAUUCAGUUAGUAGUCAAAAUGUCCCAGCACAUGUUGAACCCGCGAACAUCGUGGAUGCCGUCGCAAGCCCACAUACAGAAAUGCCAGACAUAGGCGACGAAGCGCAGUCUGGAAAAACGAACGAUAAUAUACCUCCACGAUCGUUGCCUUUGCCAUCCUACAGUAAAGCAGUGACACCAGGUGAACGUUCGGUCAGUGACCAAAAGGCUCCAGUGUGUGUCGAUUCCCCGAACAGAUUAAGUAACGACAGUAAACGGGAUAAAAACGCUGGCACAAGAGUAUCCGUUGCUUCCAUUUUGAGUUCGGGUGUUUCCGAACAUGUCAUAGAGAAGCCUUACGCGGCUCAUGUUACCACCAUUGAACCUAAAACGAGUAAAAUAUAUGAAAACCCUCAGCGACCUGCGUCGCAGGCUCCUGUUAUCAAAAAAGAGUUUAGUAGUCUAUCCACAGACAUAGCCAGAGCCCCGGAGACAAACCGACGUCUGAGUAAAAGAAAGGAGAAAUACGCUGUACAUGCAGAGUCCGGAAGACAGAGGAAACGAAGCCAGAUGGGCAGCAGCAAUGAGGAAAGAGACAAAAAACCGCCAUCCUCUCAGCAAAAAAGAGUCGAAAAUAAAGAAAUCACGAACACCUUCACUGUUAGAGGGGGUAUGCCUGAGACCGGGUCACAGCAUACCAGGAAGGUCCCAAUCUCGUCUGAACUGCCGCCAAUCGAACACAGAAAUACGCUGUCUAAGAAGGAUAAACGUUUAUUAAAACUGGAUGACAGAGCAAAGAAGGUGUCUGAAAAGGAUUUCGAUGAAAACGACAUGGAGGUCGAUAAUGCUUUUGAAGAUCCCAUGUUGGACUUGGAGCUACCGGAAUUGGACAGAAAACGUACGGCGGGACGUACAGAACGUGAUACAGAGAGAGAUUUUAAAGUUACCAGCGUAUUUGAUGAGAAUGACAUGGAAGUCGACACAGCCAUGCAGGAUUCUGCUCUGAUGAGAGCGAUAGAAAGCGACGGAUUUUAUGAUAAGAAAUUGUCCAGGACGCGUAGUAGGGUGACUGAACGGAAAAUGCGAACUGCUAAAAGUAACCAGAAGGGGCCUCAAUUUGACGCUGUUUUUGAUGAGGAUGACAUGAGUGUUGAUGAUGUUAUGAACGAUCCUCGGCUUUUUGCCGACGUUCCAGACGACGGCCUGUUUAAAGAAGGCAUAUCGGACAGCUUUCUCAGAGAAGAUUUGUAG
Spirometra erinaceieuropaei is the source of this 14506-nucleotide messenger RNA. Lineage: Eukaryota; Metazoa; Platyhelminthes; Cestoda; Diphyllobothriidea; Diphyllobothriidae. The record is from the annotation of a GenBank genome assembly.